Dama dama (fallow deer) is the source of this 6783-nucleotide messenger RNA. It is a transcript of the gene KIF18B, whose product is annotated as kinesin family member 18B. The record is from RefSeq and is a predicted model, not a curated record. NCBI's taxonomy places the organism in Eukaryota, Metazoa, Chordata, Mammalia, Artiodactyla, Cervidae. Gene Ontology annotation, biological process: microtubule-based movement. The transcript is spliced from 16 exons. Bases 145 to 2679 code for a protein of 844 amino acids. Gene Ontology annotation, molecular function: microtubule motor activity; ATP binding; microtubule binding.
ACACGCGGCGCGGGCCGGAGGUUGGCGCGGGUGGGGUACUUGGGGAGGGGGCGAUCUCCGGUGGUCCGGGUUUCCGGUCUGCUGCGGUGGGACCCUGCAGCGAGCGGCGACACCAGCGACGGAGAACCGACGAAGGGUGUUGCCAUGGUGAUGGCGGUGGAGGACAGCAUGUUGCGGGUCGUGGUGCGGCUGCGGCCCCCCACUCCGAAGGAGCUGGAGAGUCAGCGGCGGCCUGUGGUUCAGGUGGUCGAUGAGCGGGUGCUGGUGUUCGACCCUGAGGAGCCCGAUGGGGGCUUCCUUGGCCUGAAAUGGGGCAGUGGCCAAGAUGGCCCCAAGAAGAAGGGCAAAGACCUGACAUUUGUCUUUGACCGGGUCUUCGGUGAGACGGCCACCCAACAGGACGUGUUCCAGCACACCACCCACAGCAUCCUGGACAGCUUCCUCCAGGGCUACAACUGCUCAGUGUUUGCCUAUGGGGCCACCGGGGCCGGGAAGACACACACCAUGCUGGGAAGAGAGGGGGACCCUGGCAUCAUGUACCUGACCACCAUGGAGCUGUACAGAAGACUCGAGGCCUGCCGGGAGGAGAAGAGAUUCGAGGUGCUCAUCAGCUACCUGGAGGUGUACAAUGAGCAGAUCCACGACCUCCUGGAGCCCAAGGGGCCCCUAGCCAUCCGUGAGGACCCCGACAAAGGGGUGGUGGUACAAGGACUUUCCUUCCACCAGCCGACCUCAGCUGAGCAGCUGCUGGGCAUGCUGACCCGGGGGAACCGUAACCGCACGCAGCACCCCACAGACGCCAACGCUACAUCCUCCCGCUCCCAUGCCAUCUUCCAGAUCUUCGUGAAGCAGCAGGACCGGAUCCCAGGUCUGACCCAGGCCCUUCGCGUGGCCAAGAUGAGCCUCAUUGACCUGGCGGGCUCAGAGCGAGCAUCUAGCACCCACGCCAAAGGGGAGCGGCUGCGGGAGGGAGCCAAUAUCAACCGCUCGCUGCUGGCCCUCAUCAACGUCCUCAACGCCCUGGCGGACGCAAAGGGCCGAAAGUCUCACGUGCCGUACCGGGACAGCAAGCUGACCCGCCUCCUCAAGGACUCCAUCGGGGGCAACUGCCGAACCGUGAUGAUCGCUGCCAUCAGCCCCUCCAGCCUGACCUAUGAGGACACCUACAACACCCUCAAAUAUGCCGACCGGGCCAAGGAGAUCAAACUCUCGCUGAAGAGCAACGUGAUCAGCCUGGACUGUCACAUCAGCCAGUACGCCACCGUCUGCCAGCAGCUCCAGGCUGAGGUGGCCGCCCUGAGGGAGAAGCUCCAGGUGUAUGAGGCAGGAGCCCAGGCCCCACCGCACGACCCUCCACGGUCCCCCAGGCCAGGCCCUCCACAUCAGCCCCUCCCCAGCCAGCCCUGCACCCCAGAGCUCCAGCCAGGGUCAGCAGUCCUUCAAGAGGAGAGCCUGGGGUCAGAGGCCCCAGGGGAGAAGGUCAUGGAUGGGAACUCCUCACAUAGGGAGCAGCCCCUGGAGGACAAGGACGAAGGCCUGGCCAAGGAGAUUCCAACCCAAGUGCCGGAACAGAACCUCAGAUGCCCAUCGCCCAGGUCCCCUGACCUGACCAUGCAGCCCAAGCCAGUCGUGGACCACCUCCCACCACCAAACCUGGACAGGGAUCAUUCUAAGCAGUUGGCCCUGAGGGUGCUGUGCCUGGCCCAGCGCCAGUAUUCCCUGCUCCAAGCAGCCAACCUCCUGACCCCCGACAUGAUCGCAGAGUUUGAGACGCUGCAGCAGCUGGUGCGAGAGGAAAACGCUGAGCCUGGAGGGGAGGCUUCUGGGGAGGCUGGCCCAGCCAGGAAGGCACCUCUGGCUCAAGACCUGCGUUCAGAGUCAAAGUCUGCAGGAUACUCGGGCCCCGUGACUUGGACCAUGGCAAGGCAACUGAGUGGACUCGCACACACUCUGGGGGUCCCACCCAGGCCAGACUGCACUCCUCCCCGGGCAUCUCGGGAGGCCACAGAGAAGAAGAGGAGGAGACCGAGCCCCUCGGAGCCAGACAGCCCCCCAGCCCCAAAACUGGGGACCAAGCGCCAGCGCCAGUCCCUCCUGCCCUGCCUGAGGAGGGGGACCCUGCCUGAGGCUCGGCUUCCAUGUGGGCCCAGCACCCCCACGGGGAAGAGGGCCCCCUCCCCCUGCCCAUCUCCUCGCUUCUGCCCAGCCACCGUCAUCAAAAGCCGGGUGCCCCUGGGCCCUUCCGCUCUGCAGAACUGCUCCACUCCUCUGCCCCUGCCCUCUCGGGACCUCAACGCCACCUUUGACCUCUCCGAGGAGCCCCUUGCAAAGUUGGGCUUCCACGAAUGCAUUGGCUGGGACAGUGUGCCCCAGGAGCUGAACAGGCUGGAUCAGCCCUUCAUCCCCAGCGGCCCCAUGCCCCUGUUCACCAUGAAGGGCCCCAAGCCAGCAUCUUCUUUCCCUGGGACCUCAGCCCGCAAGAAGAGGCGUGCUGUGAGUUCUGCUGUCUCCCGCUCACUGGGAGUCGCCCGGGGCCGCAGCCGCAUCGCUCGCCUUCCCAGCACCACCCUGAAGAGGCCAGCUGGGCCCCUGGCAAUCCCAGAAGCAGUCACUGCCUCACAUCUGGAGCCCCCAGCAGCGUGGCAUGACGCCUUGACCUCAGGAGGCCUCGCUUCCUGAUGGUUGGAUCGACAUUGAAUAACUUCCCCAUUUCCUGGGGCCUUCACACACAUUAUCUCAUUUGAUCAUCACCAUCACCCCUGCAAGUGCAGAGGCGCAACGGGCACAGAGCAAAGCAGCUGGUAACCAGGGCCAGGAGGGCAAGCUUCACACAACAGGCUCUGUUGCAGGAGGCGGAAGUCACUUGGGCUGGGGGCCGUUGACAAGGGGAAGGGGUCACUCUUGACAAGGUUGUUCUGCAGCCAACCAUUCGCUAGGCAAACACUUGUGGCUCUGUGGUGCAAAAUGUGCUCUCAGGUGACCCAUUAAAUGUACAAAGACUCCACAAUGGAGUUAAGCACGUGCCCUCAAUCACAGGGGGUUGGGCUGAGGUGUCCAGCUCAGAAGGAGGCAGCCUGGCUGGUUCAGGGAGCUGGCAGGGGCUGGAGGGGGGCAGGCAGCAAGCCGACAGCCAGCUCCCAGUUGACCUCCGUGGGCAGUGAUGACACUCUGAGAUCGGAUUGUUCUCGCGUAGAGCCAUCCAUGAGAGGCAGCAAUCGAUGGCUCCCCCAUCCGCUGCCCUAAGGCCCCCUCCCGCUUCAGCCUACCUCUUCAGCCUUGGUGGGGAGUGGGGGCUUGCUCUACUUCAGGGAGUUCAGAAGUUUUCUCUUCCCCUGAUCUUCACACCCACCCCAGGCCCCGCAGCUCAGGACUGGGUCCCACCCUAGGGCACGAAUUCCUGCCCCAGUUCAAAGACCCAGACUCAGUGCCAGGAAAUGCAGACACAGAACAAGACAUGUCAGGAUAGAGUCCUUGUCAACUCAAACCUCCAUCAGUGUUGGGACCUGUCAGGAGGGAGGGACUGGGCUUUUUCCACUGGGUCCUCCCCACCCCCAGCCAUUGGCUUGGGACCCACAGGGAACUUCAUCACUGCAUGGGGAUCCUCUUUGGCAGCUGCUAAACUCAGGCAUCCUGCCUCCCAGACCCCUCCUCAUCGGUCUUCAGACUCCUCCAGAAUGUUCCUUUGGCUCUUGGCUAAGUUUGGGGGAUCCUGGUUCCCAGAUAGAAUCUAGGUCAUGGCUGCCUUCUCCUUCUCCAUGUUUUUUUGUGACUAGGGACCAGGAGGCCUUGGGAUGGAAUUUGUGGGAGGGAGGGGGUAGGAAGGAACCAGUCUUGCUCAGGAACCUGGAGACCAUGGCUGUAUCUUCCAGCUCAUCCUGGGGCUCUCCCCAGCUUGCCCGCAGCACUGCCCUCUUAGCUCAUCCUGUCCAUUUGGAAGACCACUGGAUUGGAAAUAACACGCUGCCCGCCAGCCCUCUCCUCCCUCCAGGGACACAUAUGGUCUCCGCCUCUCACCGUCUCAAAGGGACGCAGUCAGCCAGGGAGACGGAAGGGAGCAUGGAGCAGAGAAGAUCAGGAAAAGCAAUUAAAGAGCUGGUCUCAGAGUUAGAGGCUGGGAGGUGGGGGGCAGGCUGGAGCAGGUCCUGGCUGGGUGGGGAGAUGGGGGCAGAGAAGGGCCCAAACUUAUUAACCCCAAAGCAGCAGCCUGGCCCCUGGGUCUGUGAAGGUGAAUGAACUAAUGCCUCCGAAGGCUGAGGGACCAGAGAAGAGAAGGGGAAGAAGUCUAGGUGUUCAGCUGAGAACCUUUCUGCAGCCACAGGAGUUGGAUGUUUCUAACCUGCAGGGCCAGGCUGGGCACAGGCUCAGGAUGGGAGAAGGAACUGUCCCUGGCCCAAGCAGCUGUCCUCCAACAGAAGGACAUCGCCUGCCCCCAGAAGCUCCCAGCUGACAGUGAACCAUGGAUCCUCUGAUCAGAGAGCUCCCACCCAAGGAGAGAGGCAGCUUCUGUCUGUGGUUGCCUGAGUCUGAAGUGGGAGACAGACCCUACCCUUAGAUGCAUCCCAGUCUGAUGAAGACAUAGAUCUAGCACUGGGAAGACCCCAUCUACUGGGGGCCUUGUCCUUGGGAAGCCUCAGGUUCCAGUGUAGAAGAGACCCAUCCCCGUGGGAGAUGUUUGCACACCAAGAGGUUCUCAAGCCAAUGGAACUGUGGGGCUCAAGUCCACAAGGGCUGGGAAAGGGCAAAGAUGGAAGGAUAGAGCCCACUGGGGGAGUCAGGGAGAUGAGGAAGCAGGGUGGGAAACAGCCUCUCUUCAGUCUCCGCUAGGACAGUGGGACCUAACUCUCACAUGUUCCCUGGGAGACCCAAAGCUAUAAACAACUAGUGGUCUGGGGGUGAAGAGUGCUGACUCCCACCUUCUCUUGACUGGCCGCCUCCUCCUCCCACAUCCUGUCCACACGACCCUUUGUGGGGUGCCCCUGCCCACAUGCUGUCCCUGCCCCAACCCCAGUGGAGUUGACAGGAUGUGGCAGCUUCCCUAGAAGACCCAGCUCCCACCCGUCCAGGCCCACCCCAUCAGAGAUGUGCUAACAUGGAGACAGGUAAAGCACCUGGUUGCAUGUGUGCUAAGUCACUCAGUCGUGUCUGGCUCUUUGCGACCCCAUGGACUGUAGCCUGCCGGGCUCCUCUGUCCUGGGAUUCUCCAGGCAAGAAUACUGGAGUGGGUUGCCUUUUCCUCCUCCAGGGGAUCUUCCCAACCCAGGGAUUGAACUCGUGUCUCAGGUACCUCCUGCAUUGGCAGGUGAGUUCUUUACCACUAGCGCCACCCGGGAAGCCCCUGGUAGGUGUUAUUAAACGGAAGCCAGGAUUUGUUGAGCACCUGCUGUGUCCAGCUUUCACUGAUAGUUUUUCUUACAACUACCUUGGAAGUAAGUUUGUCUAGACCUCAUUAUACCGAUGUGGAUAACGGAGACUCAGAGAAGGUUCCUGAGUCAUCCACAAUCACACAGCUACUGAGUGGCCUUGCUCUCUCCCCUAGAGGGCGCUGCCAUAGCAGUCAGAGGCAAUUCUAGUGACCCCUCUGGGUGACGCACUUUUGGGUUUUAGAAAGCCAGAGACCAGCUUUCUUCCUGCCUCCAAAGAGCUAUGGCCACCAGGCCGCGCAGAUCUGGGCAGCUCAGCACUGCCAUCUAGUGGUCACUCAGUUCCCUUCCUCAGGGAUGGGUCACAGAGUGGAUGGACUCUGGCAAGGGGUUGGCCAGAGACCCAUGUUCCCUCCAUCCCACUCACGCUUGCCAACCACCAUGCUGUGUCAGGCACUGGGAGAGCAGCAGGGAGUCAGUGGGCAGCAGUCGAGGGACAAAAGAGCCCCUUGAAUUGGAGGCUGGCAAAUUUGGAACCCACUGGGCACCUUCUGUGUGGGUGGAGGCCAGGGGGAGGGUUGAUCUGUCCCGGAAGGUACUUGGGCUGUAGACAGGAGGUCAUCCUGGAAGAUUCUGAUGUAGAGGAUGGGCAUAGUGAGUGGGAGGUCAUCUUGUCCCCAACUCAGCUUGAAUUGUCCCCAACUCAGCUUGAAAUAGGACCUGAUUUGGCUGAAAGCUGUGGGGAGGGGUGUCCAGGUGUCCUCUUCCCAGAGCCAGCAGCAUUCUGCUGUCCAGUCCAGAAGGCCAUCCAGGGACUGGUCUGAGGCUUUGGAUGACGAGGCUUCAGAUUAGGGAAGCAGGAGAGGAGGUGCCAUGGAGAAUGAGGCUUCAGCCAGACUGGGAGGAGGCAAGUAGAGGUAGAGGCUGGGAGCUAUGUCUACCUGGAGCAAAUGUGCAUCACAGUGUAAUCUAGAACAAAGAGAGAGAAGGGACAGAACUGUGCAAUGAUAGGGCCUGGUUACAUCCAUGCAUGGGCUUCCCCGGUGGCUCAGACAGUGGAGAACCUGCCUGCAAUUCAGGAGACAGACCUGGGUUUGAUCCCUGGCUUGGGGAGAUCCCCUGGAGACGGGAAUGGCUACCCACUCCAGUAUUCUUGCCUGGAGAAUCCCAUGGACUGAGGAGCUUGGAAGGCUAUAGUCUAUAGGGUCACAAAGAGUCGGACACGGCUAAAGCAAUUUAGCAGUCACGCAUAUUCAUGCACAUGGUAGAAAACCAUGCAACUGUUAAAAUAAUGAUGGAGAUAAAUAUUUAUGGAUAUGAAAAGAUGUUCACAACAUAUUGUCGAGUGAAAAAAAGCAAAUUACAAAAUAAUUUGUAUAGCAUGCGCCUACUUUUUAAAAAUGAAUUUAUACGUGUAGAAAAA